AUGGGCAACCACCGGCUCUUGGCCUAUCUCUGGCUGCUGCUAGGGGCGAUGAUGGCUCAGCUGGAUCGGCGCGGCGCCAAGGCCGAGCUCAGCUCGCGCAUAGUGCGCACCCAGUACGGCGAGCUGUCGGGUGUGAUCGUCACCCUGGGCCGCAGCCUCGAGAGCGUCGAGGUGUUUCGCGGCGUGCCGUACGCCUCGCCGCCGACCGGCAACCUCAGGUUCAUGCCGCCCGUCAGUUCGGCGCGCUGGCACGGGGUGCGCGUCGCCGACAAGUUCAGCCCGGUCUGCCCGCAGAGACUGCCCAGCUUGACCGAGAAGAUGCCCAAGGGCCGAGCCGAGUACUUGAAGAGGCUUCUGCCCUACCUCAAGAAUCAGAGCGAGGACUGCCUGUAUCUCAACAUCUACGCUCCUGUGCAAGCAGCGCAAAAGCGAGCCUACUUACGCCAGGCGGAGUCAGCCCACCGACGAGCCUGCCUGCGUGUGAUCGGAGGCCGGCCGCAUGUCUCCUACGAGGCCACAUAUGUCCUUGCCGGCAUACCACCGCUGGCCCUCCUUGCGGACGAGCGAGCGCGACUCUACGGCCGACGCCGAGAGAACGCAGGGGACGAGGAACGCCUGGCAACGCUAAGCAAGUGGCAGGAAGCAUGGGACCGGUCGACGAAGGCCCGAUGGACGCAUCGACUGAUCCCAAACAUCAGGGUGUGGAUCGAGAGGAGGCACGGAGAGCUGAACUACCACCUCACGCAGCUCUUGACCGGGCACGGCUUCUUCAAACACCAUAGCCGACGCUACGACCACAAUCAAAGCGCGCAAUGCCCGGUCUGCCCCUCAUCCAUCGAGAACGCGGAGCAUGUGUUUUACCAAUGCCCGAGGUUCAGCGAGGAAAGAGAGAGUCUACACUCCCUGCUCCACGAGGUCAUGACGCCGGAGAACACCACCAGGCUCAUGCUCGCGAGCGAGCCGAACUGGCUCGCGGUUGCUUCCUUCGCCUGCUCAGUCGUAAUAAGACUGAGAGACGAAGGAAUGGACAGAAGGUGA
This is a messenger RNA of Trichogramma pretiosum, 1038 nucleotides long. Its product is annotated as liver carboxylesterase-like. Gene Ontology annotation, cellular component: synapse; postsynaptic membrane; cell surface. Lineage: Eukaryota; Metazoa; Arthropoda; Insecta; Hymenoptera; Trichogrammatidae. The transcript is spliced from 2 exons. Gene Ontology annotation, biological process: chemical synaptic transmission; modulation of chemical synaptic transmission; synaptic vesicle endocytosis. Bases 1 to 1038 code for a protein of 345 amino acids. The record is from RefSeq and is a predicted model, not a curated record. Gene Ontology annotation, molecular function: signaling receptor activity; neurexin family protein binding.